UUUCUUUUCAGAGAUCGCCCUAUAGUGGUAGGUGUUGUCCUUGCAAGCUGGGGGCUCAGCCAUGGUGUGGUUCCCAUCACAGAGGCUUUUCCCAGCUGUAAGGGGCAUGUGCAGCUUUUCAGGCUGCAAGUUCUGUUUCCUUCGCAAACUAUCCAUCGAACCUGUUCAGCAGAAGAAGAUUCCAAACCGCUACCUCGGCCAACCCAGCCCUUUCACUCACCCACACCUACUCAAACCAGGGGAAGUAACGCCAGGGUUGUCACAAACAGAAUAUUCUCUCCGUAGACACAAGUUGAUGGCUCGGAUACAGCAAGAGGUGCCUGGGAUGGACCACACGGUGAUUCUGUUAUCCAAUCCCACCUACUACAUGAGCAAUGAUAUUCCAUACACCUUCCACCAGGACACUAACUUCUUGUAUCUGUGUGGGUUCCAGGAGCCUGACAGCAUCUUAGUGCUGCAGAGCCUGCCUGGCAAACCGUUGCCAUCCCACAAAGCUCUGCUGUUUGUCCCCCGGCGGGACCCAAGUAGAGAGCUAUGGGAUGGACCACGGUCUGGUACUGAUGGGGCAGUAGCUCUCACAGGUGUGGAUGAAGGCUAUACCAUAGAGGAGUUUAGACACCUGGUGGCUAAAUUGAAAGAUGAAUCUACAGUGGUUUGGUAUGAUUUUGCUAAGCCAGUGCAUCCACAGCUCCAUUCUGACUACCUUAUGCACCUGGCUGAGGUCAAAGCUAGAAGCAAGAACCGUAUCCGAGCCAUCCGACCACUAGUGCAAAGCCUACGGCUAGUAAAAUCCUCUGCAGAGAUUGAGAGGAUGAAGACUGCUGGAAAGGUGACAUCACAGGCAUUCAUAGAGACAAUGUUUGCCAGCAAAGUUCCAGUGGAUGAAGCAUUUCUGUAUGCUAAGUUUGAAUUUGAGUGUCGGGCUCGUGGUGCUGACAUUUUGGCUUAUCCUCCCGUGGUUGCUGGUGGCAACAGAUCCAAUACUUUGCAUUAUGUGAAAAACAACCAGCUCAUCAAGGAUGGAGAGAUGGUUUUACUGGAUGGAGGAUGUGAGUCUUCCUGUUAUGUCAGUGACAUCACCCGCACAUGGCCCAUCAACGGCAGGUUCACGGGGGCCCAGGCAGAGCUGUACCAGGCUGUACUAGAAGUGCAGAAAUCCUGCCUGAGACUUUGCUCUCCGGGUGUGAGCCUAGAGAACAUAUACAGUUUCAUGCUAACCCUGAUCGGACAAAAGCUGAAAGAUCUGGGGAUCAUACAGAAGAGCACUACCGAGAACCACCUCUUCAAGGCUGUUCGAAAAUACUGCCCACACCAUGUAGGACAUUAUCUAGGAAUGGAUGUUCAUGACACACCUGACAUAUCCCGCUCGAUCCCCCUCCAGCCAGGCAUGGUGAUCACCAUUGAGCCAGGCAUCUACAUCCCUGAGAAUGAUGCAGGUGCCCCCGAAAGAUUCCGCGGCAUUGGUGUACGCAUAGAGGAUGAUGUUGUAGUGACAGAGAACACACCAUUGAUUCUGUCUGAAGAUUGUCCAAAGGAGAUAUAUGAAGUUGAACAGGUCUGUGGCUCUUGACUACGCUUCACCACCUUUUUCAGGUACAGAUCAGGAA
Messenger RNA from Euleptes europaea (tarantolino), 1607 nucleotides. RefSeq names its product X-prolyl aminopeptidase 3 (gene XPNPEP3). Lineage: Eukaryota; Metazoa; Chordata; Lepidosauria; Squamata; Sphaerodactylidae. Bases 62 to 1570 code for a protein of 502 amino acids. Gene Ontology annotation, molecular function: manganese ion binding; metalloaminopeptidase activity. The record is from RefSeq and is a predicted model, not a curated record. The transcript is spliced from 10 exons. Gene Ontology annotation, cellular component: mitochondrion.